Lutzomyia longipalpis is the source of this 3975-nucleotide messenger RNA. RefSeq names its product F-box/WD repeat-containing protein 11 (gene slmb). Lineage: Eukaryota; Metazoa; Arthropoda; Insecta; Diptera; Psychodidae. The transcript is spliced from 8 exons. Gene Ontology annotation, molecular function: protein dimerization activity. The coding region runs from base 515 to 2044 and encodes 509 amino acids. The record is from RefSeq and is a predicted model, not a curated record.
UCAAUUCACAACUCCACCUGAAAAUUCUUUAUAAUUUCACAAUGAAUCUGUAGCACUCACAAUUUACUCUAUAAAGCACUUUUUUGCUUUGUAAAUCACGAAAAAUGUGGUGCGUUCUCCAAAAAAUCCACACAAGAACUUCAAGUGAAAAAGUUACGCAUUUUAAACACAAGCGCCACCAGAGAACCCGUCAUCAAUGCAACAUCAGCGCCACUGACAGGCAGUGGCAUUUUCAAUUGUCAUUUUCUCGUUACGCGACAUCGUCCAUCAUGUCGUUCUCUCCUGAAAAUUAGUGAUAAAUUUGCUAAAAUAGGCAAAAUAGUGGCCGGAAGCGUGGCCCAGUAACUUCCGACGGUGCAAACGUGUAUGCAGGACAAGCGGAAGUGUUGAUUGUUGUGUGAAAACGACAAGAAAAAAGUCUCCUUGGACAACAGUGGUGGCGGAGUGCUAAAAAAAUCAACUUCAUUUCAUUUCUCAAUCUCACCUCAUUUGUUCAACUUCUGUGUACUGUGAAAUGAUAAAGAUGGAAACGGAUAAAAUUAUGGAUGAUUCCAAUAGCAAUUCACAGUACACCUCGAUGAUUCUGUACGAUCCAGCGAGGAAAAAAGAGCCAUCGCCAACAUUUCAGAAUGAACGAGAAACCUGCCUAACGUACUUCUUGAAAUGGAACGAAGCAGAUCAAGUGGAUUUUGUUGAACAAUUACUAUCCCGAAUGUGUCACUAUCAGCAUGGGCAUAUAAAUGCAUUUCUCAAACCAAUGCUCCAGAGAGACUUUAUUUCUUUGUUGCCAAAAAAAGGACUGGAUCACAUUGCGGAAAAUAUCUUAUCGUAUUUGGAUGCUGAUUCGUUGAAAGCUGCUGAAUUGGUGUGCAAAGAAUGGCUUCGUGUUAUUUCCGAAGGAAUGCUAUGGAAGAAGUUAAUUGAACGCAAAGUAAGAACUAAUUCGCUAUGGCGUGGUCUUGCCGAGAGACGUGGAUGGAUACAAUAUUUAUUUAAACCACGACCGGGCACAACACAUCGACAGCACUCAUUCUACAGGGCACUCUUUCCUAAGAUUAUGAAUGACAUUGAAAGUAUAGAAAGCAAUUGGCGCUCUGGGCGUCAUAUGCUAAGACGUAUUAAUUGUCGUUCAGAGAACUCCAAAGGUGUCUACUGCCUUCAGUACGAUGAUAAUAAAAUCGUUUCGGGCUUGAGAGACAAUACAAUUAAAAUAUGGGAUAGAAGUGAUCUGAAAUGUGUAAAGACACUGACAGGCCAUACAGGAUCUGUGUUAUGCCUUCAGUAUGAUGAUAAAGUCAUAAUAAGUGGAUCAAGUGAUUCUACCGUCCGUGUGUGGGAUGUCAAUUCCGGUGAAAUGGUUAAUACGCUCAUUCAUCACUGCGAAGCUGUCUUACAUUUGCGAUUCAAUAAUGGAAUGAUGGUCACAUGUUCCAAGGAUCGCUCUAUAGCAGUGUGGGAUAUGACAUCGCCUGGUGAAAUUACAUUGCGCCGUGUCCUUGUUGGGCAUCGUGCAGCUGUGAAUGUAGUUGAUUUCGAUGAGAAAUACAUCGUAUCGGCAUCCGGGGAUCGUACCAUUAAAGUGUGGAAUACAUCAACUUGUGAAUUUGUUCGGACCCUCAAUGGUCACAAAAGAGGUAUCGCGUGUCUCCAGUAUCGUGAUAGAUUAGUGGUCAGUGGCAGUUCGGAUAACUCUAUAAGGUUAUGGGAUAUUGAAUGCGGAGCAUGCCUUCGUGUACUGGAGGGACAUGAGGAGUUAGUGCGAUGUAUUCGAUUCGAUUCAAAGCGGAUUGUGAGUGGAGCUUACGAUGGAAAGAUAAAAGUGUGGGACUUGGUGGCUGCCUUAGAUCCACGUGCUCAGACGAGUUCAUUGUGCUUAAAAACACUUGUGGAACACACUGGUCGUGUAUUUCGACUGCAAUUUGAUGAAUUCCAAAUAGUGAGCAGUUCUCACGAUGAUACCAUUUUAAUAUGGGAUUUCCUCAACUACAUACCACCCGAAAGCAAUUCGAAUCGAAGUCCAUCACCAUCGCUUAUGGAGCAUUAGUGUGUGGUUGUAAUAUGUAAUUGACAUCCAGGUAAUGAUCUCCUCUACAUUACUUCUCUGUCUCUCUGACGAAUGAAUAAAAAAUAGGAUGAAAAAGAAAAAAAAAUAUGUGCACUGAAAAAAAAUUAACUUGUGAGUUAAUCAAUAGGAUUAUGAAAAAAAAGAUAUAAUUGAACUCUGUUAGUUUUAGCAACAACAUAGUCGCUUUUACCAUAAAAUUCUUUUUAGUAUAUAAGUUAUCUUCCUCUCUCCCCUCUCUCUCUCUCUCUAUCUAAUUAAAAUAAAAUUCGAAUGCAAGGAUCUUGAGAAACAAAGUAAAAAAACGCAAAAAGCUGAAUAUUUAAAUUCACAUUUAGUGAAGUGAUGAGAGAUCCUUUUUUUAAGAUUAAAUUAUAAUAGAAGAAAUUAGUUUGCUGCUGAUUUAUCAUAUUGUGUCCCAAGGAUAACGCAUAAUUGAAAUUUUAAUUGACAAAAAACGUGCAAUUUUUUUGGCUUCGUGCAGCGAUUGUUUGUACGCUAAUUUCAAGACUGAUUAAUACCAGUUUAAAUAUUUUAGCAAAUUUUACCCACAAAGAAAUAGGAAAAAAUAUAUUUGCUCAAAAUUUUAUUAAUUUAAGCCAUUUUAAUGAUUUUUUUUAAAACAGCAUGAUGAAUAAAAAUGAAUUAAAAACACUGAAAUAAAAGUAUAUGCAUUGAUUUCAAUUGUGCGUUUAAUGUGAGACAAAAAAAAAUGUAAAAUCCAUUUUUUUCUAUUGACUUUUAUAUAAACUACUACAGUAAUACCAUUUAUAUCAUUAUAUUCUUUAUAAUUCCCUUCAUAAAUUGCCCCUUGAUCCUUUGUACAGUAAUUUACUGAUUUUUUUUGAAAGAAAAUUAAACUUAUGCACCAGAUUUUGAAAUGAAAAAUAUUCUUGGUUGUCCUACAACAUAAAUAUAAUUUAUAUUAAUACUUUAUACCUAUACAUAGAUAAUAGCUUGUAACAAAUUGACCAAUUUUCUGUGUAUAAUCCGCAUAAUCUAUUAUUAUUACCUACCUACUAUUAUUAAGUCCUCUCAGAGUACUUCAUUUUGUUAUUAAAGAAGAAAAGGAUAAAAGUUUUUUUUUUAUUGUAAAUGAGAUUCAAGUAAAUUAUUUUCCAUCACAUUUUUUUUUAUAAAAUAUAUCUUUCAACAUUGAUUUGUAUAAUUAGUGCCAAGUGAAUGAAAAAAAAAGUGAUGACGGUGACGACUAGAAAUUUGCAAAAUAUAAUAGUUUUGUCAUUUUGGUGAAUCUUUUAAAAGAAGAAAUUUGAUCUCCAGCAAAUUUGUCAGAUAAAUAAAUAAAAUUCAAUAGUAGUUGCAUAAAAAAAAGUAACUUGUUAUAAAUAUAUUAGGAAAAAAAAUUGUGGCUGCCAAUUUUUUCAACUCAAAUCGAUCUACAAAAAUACAAUUUUCCAAAAUUUCUCAAAGUAUAAAUUAAAAAGGAAAAAAAAAAACGAAAGGCAUUACAGGAGAAAUCGCAUGCAGCAGAAAAAAUAGAGAAAAAAGUAAACAAUUUUAAGAUAAGAAACAGCAAAAAUUAAGCGUAGAUGCGAAAAAAAUUGUUAAAAAAUAUUAUUCAACAUGAAAAAUGGAAAAAAUUCAUAGAAAUAAUGUACAGAAAGUUCAUGUAGUUAGUUCAUUAUUAUAUAAUAUUAAAAAAAAUAAUAUUAGGUAAAUAGAAGAUAAAAAAGGGAUGUAAUUAGUUUUUUUUUGUGUGACGUUCAUUAAAAUUCGUGUCUUUUUAAAGAGGAAAAACUCCAUGUAAGUUCGGCAUUUAUUUAAUAGGAAAAAAGAAAAUUCAAAUACACUUGAAAUGAAGAAUUUUAUGAAUUUUAAAUCGCACCCAGUGUAAUAAUUCUGUUAGAAAAUAAAGGAUUAUUUUAAAUAUACAAUUAAAAAUUUAAGGAGAA